This is a messenger RNA of Bactrocera tryoni, 1531 nucleotides long. It is a transcript of the gene TBCC, whose product is annotated as tubulin-specific chaperone C. The record is from RefSeq and is a predicted model, not a curated record. Gene Ontology annotation, molecular function: tubulin binding. The coding region runs from base 14 to 1114 and encodes 366 amino acids. Gene Ontology annotation, cellular component: cytoplasm. Gene Ontology annotation, biological process: tubulin complex assembly; post-chaperonin tubulin folding pathway. NCBI's taxonomy places the organism in Eukaryota, Metazoa, Arthropoda, Insecta, Diptera, Tephritidae. The transcript has a single exon.
CACAUACAGCAAAAUGAGCGCAAAUUUACAAAACAGCGGCACUACCUUGAACAGUGGCGAGAAUUCCGAUUCUAAGAAGGAAAACAUAUUGGAGCGUUUAAAUAAGCGUAAUAAAGAACGUCAAAAUUAUUUGGACGUAAAAAUAGAGCAACGUAAUAAGGAAAAUGUCGAACUGGAAGGUACUGAUUAUUUUGCUCAAACAUUUACUGAACGUACGAGAGCAAUAGAGGAACAAAUACAAAAUAUUUCGCAAAUAUCCGCUGCUACAGAUAGAAAAACAUCUAAUAAUGCGGAUUUAACACGCAUAUUUGCCGAUCUAACAAUACAAAUCCAAGAAUUGCAACGUUAUCUUACCACAUCAACAAUGUUUCUGACAGACUUUAAAAUUAAAGCCUGUCAGAAUACGCUUAAUGACUUAAGUAGUAGCUGCGAAGAAUGUCGAUUACGGCUGAUACCGAAAAAGAAGUUUGGAUUCAGUGGAAAAAAAGUAGCACCGAAGGUAUUAGUCAAUCCAAAAGUUGUGAACCUUUCUACCGAUAAAGUUGAUAUGCCAGAAAAAUCAAAAACUGACAGCACUUCAUUCACCUGGACGUUAUCGAAUAGAGAAAAUGAAUAUAUUUGCCUUGAAGGGGAUGAACUAAGUAAUAAAGAUAUAACAAUUUCUAAUCUAAAAAAUUGUUUUGUUGAGCUUCGUGGUCAUGCAGGAUCAGUACAAAUAUCACAAGCCAUCGGCUGUACAUUCCUUUGUGGGCCAAUUUCACGUUCGCUAUUCGCUGAAAAUUGCGAGCGUACAACGCUAGCUUUAGCUUGCCAACAAUUACGAUUACAUUCUUCAAACAAUUGUCGCAUAUAUUUACACGUCACAUGUCGAGCUAUUAUUGAAGACUGUACGCAAAUUGAAAUAGCAGACUAUAAUUAUAAUUACGCUACAAUCGAUGAAGACUUUCAAUUGGCAGGCUUAGACAAAGCUCAAAACAAUUAUACAGAUAUCGCAGAUUUUAAUUGGUUGUCACCAGAUGUACCGUCACCUAACUGGACGCUACUCAAAGAUACACCCUUGCCUUCCUGGAGUGAGCUGCGUAGCCAAAAGCAACAAAAAGCUAAAUUUUUAUAGUGUAUAAUAAAGCACAAACGUCAACAAAUGUCAGUAAAUUGGCGUCGGAUUUUUAUAUGGUUAACUCUAGCUUUGUUGCUACUACUGUUGCUUAUUGAGUAUUUACCUUUGUUUACAACUGCCGUUAAAGAAAGGUUUUGUCUCUUGCAAUUAACACCAGCAGCAACUCCAGUUAAUAAGGUGGCAUAAUUAUAUAUAUAAUAUACACAACUGUACAUUUAAAUGGCAAUGUUUUUUAAUUCAUAUGUGGUAUGCGUUGGAAAGAUAUUUUGUAUGAGAAUUAUUUGUAUGUAAAUUGUUAUAUUAUAAGUGCAGGUUGGUUUUUUGGAAAUGUCCUUGCUGUAAAAAUUUAGACUGUAGAAACACUUUCCUUUUAUUUACUAAAUAAAUGAUCAAUAAAAUACUAAUUAGUUAAAA